This is a messenger RNA of Stegodyphus dumicola, 646 nucleotides long. It is a transcript of the gene Rrp47, whose product is annotated as Ribosomal RNA processing 47. Gene Ontology annotation, molecular function: RNA binding; DNA binding. The record is from RefSeq and is a predicted model, not a curated record. Gene Ontology annotation, biological process: regulation of gene expression; maturation of 5.8S rRNA. NCBI's taxonomy places the organism in Eukaryota, Metazoa, Arthropoda, Arachnida, Araneae, Eresidae. Gene Ontology annotation, cellular component: nucleolus; exosome (RNase complex).
AGUUCGUCUAUUUGUUGUGGUUCGGUGAAGAAAAAUGUGCUGACGUUAAAUUUAACAAAUAAAUUGUCUCUCAAUUAUGGAUAACAAAGAAAUAGAUAUUCCAGAUGAAAUUCUAGAUCAAUUACAAGGUUUUCACCAAUCUGUAAAAAAUAUGGAGGAAGUCCUGAGGCCUCUCAAGGAGAUAAAUAUAAAUUCCACAGACUUAAAGCUGAGUCCUCUUGAAAAAGCAAGAUUAAACUUGACUUGUGGCUAUGCUUUAAAUUCUUUAUUUUGGAUGUACUUGGUCACACUUGGAAUUGACCCUAAAGAACACAAAAUUAAAGAAGAAUUGGAAAGGUAUAAGAAUUUCAUGGGAAGAGUACAAGAAAUUGCUGAUAAAGACAAAGCACCUGUUUUAAAUAAAGAAGCAGCACAGCGAUUUGUUAGAAAUGCAUUGUGGGAACCUAAUAAUGGUGGUGAAGCUUCUUCCAGCUCAGAUGAUGAUCAAGUUCAUAUGAAAACUGAAAGUAAGAGGAAGUCUGAUUCUAAGAAAAAAGAAGGAAAAAGAAAGAAAAUGAAAAAUGUUUAAAUGCAUUGUAUUUAAAUAUCUUUAUAUGUAUAUAUUUUGCAUUUUUUACAAAUAAUAAAUUCUUUUAUUCAUAUUUAA